AUUUGGUGGUGGGUGGAAUCUUAUCUAUUCAAGUCGUGAUGAUUCAACUGGUCACAACAACAUGAAGAAAGGACAUAGAUCAAAUGCACACAUCACUAGUCUAGACCCAGGAAAUGCAAAUAAGCGUCUGGCAUAUGACGUAUUUCAAGCCAUAGAAGCAAGCAGUAUAGGAUACGAAGAAGUGAUGCUGACUGGAUACAGAGACUACAGAUCUAAGAAUUCGUUGAUAAAGAUGUACUUCCCAAAAAAUUCAACAUCAGGACUUACUUUUAGUCAGUUUAUAGAAAGAGGAAUGGCUGGUGGUUCCAGGCGUGGCUGUGGCACAUCGUAUUCUUACUAUGGCACAGAAAAGUCCAGCGGCAAACCUAUUGCUCUCAGCUGGGAAGAUGGUGCUUUCGUAGCUGGAGCGACGUCUUCAGGCUGCGCUUGGUUUAAAGAAGUUUGGAAUGAGAUAGACAAUAAUGGUGGACACUUACUUGCUCCACAAGACUGGGAUCGUGCUGAAUCAUAUGGUGGUCAGUCGUCGUCUAGCGGCAGCUGUGGAGGUCGCGGUCUCUUUCACAUCUUCAUCCGCUAGUCAAACGAUUCGCAAAUGUUGGAUCAGUGUGCAUGCUGCGGCAUGCAGAUGACUAUUGGAUAGUAGUUUGUUUGACGUUUGAUCUUUUUUGCUGCUGCUGUGUUGUAGAAAUCUAAGCAAACUAAUGCAUGCAUAUCUAGCUUGGUAGCUCAGAUUAUAGCUGCUAGUUUCU
Molecule: messenger RNA, 749 nt
Organism: Corticium candelabrum
Lineage: Eukaryota; Metazoa; Porifera; Homoscleromorpha; Homosclerophorida; Plakinidae
Exons: 5
Coding region: 62-577 (171 amino acids)
Source: RefSeq, a predicted model, not a curated record